Messenger RNA from Manduca sexta (tobacco hornworm), 3160 nucleotides. RefSeq names its product PR domain zinc finger protein 5. NCBI's taxonomy places the organism in Eukaryota, Metazoa, Arthropoda, Insecta, Lepidoptera, Sphingidae. The record is from RefSeq and is a predicted model, not a curated record. The coding region runs from base 206 to 2800 and encodes 864 amino acids. The transcript is spliced from 23 exons.
UACGUAAUGGUGGCUGCCUGCUUGUCUCAUUCAUUGCUGACAACAUAUUUACAUUAAAACCAUCUGAAAACCUUCAGAAAAUAAUAAAAUCAAAUGAGAUAUUCAAAAUUAUAGGCAGGUGGGUGAUAUUUUUCGCGUUUUAUCGUAUUAUAUAGCAAUUUAUAUGUGAAUAAAGUGCGUGUAGUGCCAAAAAUGGCGGCCACGAAUGAACAACUGUUGCUUUUUGUGCAACACCUUCACCAACUCGUUUAUGAAGAAUGCGAUAAACAUAUUUGGGCAUCCUAACACUUUACCAUCGGGAAAAACUUUGUUAGAAGUGGUCAGUGAAAUUAUAGACAAACCAUUAAAAGAAGAUGCCGUGCAUUCGAAGCUUCUGUGUACGAAAUGUUUCAAGUCGGUCUUUGAAUAUGAUAAUACGGCUGUUGAUCUGCGAGCGAUGAAAAUGGCCAUGGUUAAUCAAUUCAAAAUCUCCUUAUCAAAAAGCAAUUUGAAUUAUGACACAUAUGAGGCUGAUAUUAAAUCAAAAGUGCCCGUGAAAAGUUGUAACAGCGAUAAGAAAAUGGGCAAAAUUGUGUUACCCGCGUCCAAACUCCAGCCUUUGACGCCGGAUUUAUUGUUGAAAGUGAGCAAAUUGGCCGCCGCUACUAAAUCUAAUUUCGUUUUGGAUCAGAAUAAGAGUCCUCCAGUAAUAACGAUAAACAACACGAUGAUUUCCCAACAAGAAACAACACAGUCCCAGAAGACGGACAUACUCACAACACUAGCCAACUCGCUCAACGAGAAUGUAAUCACUUCUUCCAGCAGUGAUAUGAAGACUUUGAGCUUUAACUCGUUGACUAAAGAACUAUUGUCGAACGAUGUGGAUUUGGAGAAGGAUGUCAAUGAUGAUGAUGAUACUAUGGAGAUUGAUGAAGAUUGCGCAUUAUCAGUUGUUCCUGUGACGUCAUCCAAUGGCGAUCUAGUCCUAGAAGUACAGGGUGUCAAGCGGCCGUCGAAGUCAUCGGACUCGCAGUUGAUAGACGUCAGCGUGUUGCAGUCGCUGGACAGCGGCAGCAGCGGCGGCGACGACGACAAGUACAUACUGGGCAAGCUGCAGAUCAUGAACGAUGGUGAUGACGAUGAUGAGCAUACAAUAGUCCUGGACGGUGAUAAUGGUUCGAUCCUGCGCAUGGUCAGCGGGCAGCGGCUCGUGUUGGACGGCGGCGAGCUGGCGCUGGUGCCCGACCACCAGUCCGCCACCGACCACCACCCCGACCACGACCAGGGCGACAGUCAAGACUCGAAUGACGAGCCUCAGAUAGAGCUACAAGUGUCCGGAGAUGAAGAAACGGCGAAUGCCAUUAUAGCGGCGGCGCAGGAGCAAGGUUGCGCGUUCAUAAAAGUGGAAUCGGGCGAGAUGUACCGCGUGAAGUCGGUGCAGAGCAAGAAUGAGAACACGAGCAGCAGGGCGGCCCUCAGCAUGGUCGAGAGGGUCGACGGCAAGUUCCGCUGUCUGCUGUGCGAGAAUAAGAACCACGGUACGUUGGGCAGCGCUACCCCAGCGGUGGGCGAGGCGGAGUGGAUGAUGCGCCACCUGCGCCACCUGCACGACGCGCGUCUCUACAUCUGCCGCCUCUGUGGCGACACCUACCGUCGCCGCGCAGACUACACCUCACACAUGGCUGUGCACUCGAAGAAGUUGGGCGUGGGGCCGACCCCCCGUGCCGCCCGCGGGGAUGAGGCGCGGAUCCACACCUGCCGCUCCUGCGGGAAGACCUUCGCGUCCAAGUACACGCUCAUUGCACACCAGAAGACGCAUUCAGAUCGACCACGACCCUACAAAUGUAAACAGUGUUCGAAAUCUUUUCUCACGCAACAGAAUCUGAACCAGCACGAGAAGACGCAUUCAGGGAUCAAGGAUUUCAUCUGUAACAUAUGCAACAAGGCAUUCAGCACGCAGCACAACCUGGAGGUGCACGGCGUCGUGCACUCCGGCGCGCGGCCCUUCGCCUGCGGCGCCUGCGGCAAGGGCUUCGCGCGACGCGCCGAGCUGCGCGACCAUCUGCGCACGCACACCGGCGAGCGUCCGUUCGCGUGCGAGACGUGUGGCGCGACGUUCAGCCAGCGCUCCAACCUGCACUCGCACCGCCGCGCCACGCAUCUCAACGAGAAGCGACACGCCUGCAGCCUAUGUCCCAAGCAGUUCAAACGGAGAAGGCUACUAGACUACCACGUGAAGGCGUCGCACACGGGCGAGAGACCGCUCAAGUGCGAAGUGUGUUCGUCCACGUUCGUGUACCCCGAACAUUACAAGAAACACAUCCGGACUCACAGCGGCGAGCGGCCUUACGUUUGCGAGAUCUGCGGCAAGACGUUCACGACGCGCGACAACCGCAACACGCACCGCUUCGUGCACAGCGACAAGAAGCCCUACGAGUGCCUCGCCUGCGGCGCCGGCUUCAUGCGCAAGCACCUGCUCUACGAACACAUGAACCACUCCGGUCACAUAGCGGAGUCCAUAGUCGUGAACCAGCCAAGAGUUACCAAAGUUGCGACCAAUAUGUUUGGAACUGAUGAACUCGAAUUAGAUUCGACGGAGGAUAAAUCGAUAAUCGGUAAAAACCCAUUGAGCUUACCUGACGAUGAUCCGCUAAUUAUCCAAGCUUUGACCGGCGACAGAUCGGAGGCUACGUUACUCGAAGCGGUUGAUGUCUCACAACUCGAAAAUGCUGAGAUCGUAGACGAAAAUGGUGAAAUGAUUCGUCUCAUACAAGUGAAGUUACCGAGCGGCGACAAUGGUUGGAUGGCUGUCAACAACUAGAUGGCGCUAGCGACACUCGAGAACUUUCUACAACUCUAGUUACCGUCAAAACGCACGGUAUAGCUAAGAAAAGAUUCUAGAAAACUUCUAGAAUUGAACUGGUUACCACAAAAAUAGGUCGGAAUGCAAAAGUCGGUUGCGGUACAAUUAGUAUAUACAUCGCCAUCCCGUAAAUAUCAAUGGAACUGCGAGAAGACUAUGGUAUUAAUACAACAAAGUAUUUGACAACUUUUUAAAAAAUACAAGUAACAAAAAUGUUUUUAUCUAAAAUCUAUCGGAAAAGGAAUUUUUAAAAUCCACGCAAUAAUAAACUAAAUCAAACAUAGCAAACUAUCCUAUUGCAGUGAUAACGCACAACAA